GCGAGAGGAAGCUGCUGCACCGGAAUCUGAAGAAUUUGAGGUGUCCGCCAAGUCCGCUGUUCAUCGGCAGCUCGUCCCUCCGUACCUCCGUCUCCACUAUCCUCUCUGCGGGCAGACUGUAAGGUUUAGACAAGAAGAAUAAAAAUGUCUCAGGCCGACAAAAUGAAGCAAGGUCAGUUCACCAACCCUGAGACCCCGGGGUACGUUGGAUUCGCCAACCUGCCGAAUCAGGUUCACCGCAAGUCGGUAAAGAAAGGCUUUGAGUUCACCCUCAUGGUUGUAGGUGAAUCUGGGCUUGGAAAGUCCACCUUGAUCAACAGCCUUUUCCUCACUGACCUUUACCCUGAGAGAGUCAUCCCCGGAGCAGCAGAAAAGAUCGAGAGGACGGUUCAGAUCGAGGCGUCGACGGUGGAAAUCGAGGAGCGAGGAGUGAAGCUGCGUCUCACUGUGGUGGACACACCAGGAUACGGCGACGCCAUCAACAGCCAAGACUGUUUCAGCACCAUCAUCAGCUACAUCGAUGACCAGUUUGAGCGCUACCUCCACGACGAGAGCGGCCUUAAUCGUAGGCACAUUGUUGACAACAGAGUUCACUGCUGCUUCUACUUCAUCUCCCCGCUCGGCCACGGCCUAAAACCUCUCGACGUCCAGUUCAUGAAGGCCAUUCACAAUAAGGUCAACGUGGUUCCUGUCAUCGCUAAGGCCGACACGCUCACCCUCAGAGAGAGGGAGAGGCUCAAACGCAGGAUUCUUGAUGAAAUCGACGAGCACGGCAUUAAGAUCUAUCACCUUCCUGACGCUGAGUCGGACGAAGACGAAGACUUCAAAGAGCAGACCAGGAUCCUCAAGGCCAGCAUCCCGUUUGCAGUGGUUGGAUCCAACCAGCAGAUUGAGGCCAAAGGAAAGAAGGUCAGGGGCCGCCUGUACCCCUGGGGAGUGGUGGAGGUGGAGAACCCAGAACACAACGACUUCCUCAAGCUGCGGACCAUGCUGAUAACCCACAUGCAGGAUCUGCAGGAAGUGACCCAGGACCUGCACUACGAGAACUUCCGCUCAGACCGCCUCAAGCGGGGUGGCAGAAAGGGGCCGGAGCCGGAGGAAAUGGACAAGGACAUGAUCCUGCAGGAGAAGGAGGCUGAGUUGAGGCGGAUGCAGGAGAUGAUUGCCAAGAUGCAGGCCCAGAUGCAGAAGCAAGGAGAUGACGACGCCCCACACGCGUGAAAAAUGUCUAGUAUCUGAGCCACUGCUUGAGUUUGACCAGAGAGAUGGAGAAGGUGUGAACGCCGUCUGGUUCUUGACUCCUACUGCUCGCCACUAUCUUUAUUUCAGCUCCACGUGAGGAUCUGGAAUCGUCUUUUAUACGUACAGCAAAGUAUAUUCCAACAGUGUUGUGUUUAUAUAUUUACACACGGUUCUUUUUCUUUGUUUUUGUUUUUAUAGUAUCGUUUUACAAAAAAAAACAUUUGCCAGUUACUCAAAUGAAGUCAUGUGACCCAUCUUUUUUUAAAAUGGUGACGCACAUUUUAUUAGGAUGUUCUGUUCCUUUUCCAUUUUUUUUUCCUAACUUUUGUUGUUAUUCAGAAAACCAAAGUGUUGCUGCUUCCAUUCGAUGGUUUUCAAACAUCUCUUUGCUCAGUGAAAGAGCUUCAUUGGGAGAGCCAGCAAUGGUGAAAACUCGUAGCAGAAACUUUUUAUUCUGUUGUCACACAAUUAUGUCACUAUUAUUAUUAUUAUUUCUGUCAAGAGAAAACCUGGUUUUGGAUCGCCUCUGGUUAUGAGUCGACCACACAAGCUUGCCAUUAGAUAGGCUCUCAUCCUGCUCAGUGUUAAUCAUGUCGUCCCGCUCAUGUGCAUGCUACUACGUCUGGUUAAUAAAUGAAUUUCUAGCAGUGUUGAGGUCAGCUUCUCCCUUUCCCCGUCUCAUCCAGUAGUGCUGUUCUCACGUCAGCGUCGCCACAAACGACUGCCUUCAAGCGUGGCGACGCUGCUUUUAGAGUUCGAUGAGAAAUUAAACUGUGACCUGUAACUUCCUGCAGUCUUCCUGUUACGCCCGACGAAUGAAGGACAAACACGCGAGGCGUCGUGAUGCCUGCUCGGUGCUUUCAAUUAACAUGUUUCCUCCACGUGCCCUCUCGAGUGAAGUCUUGUGCCAGGACUGUGUAGUGUUUCAUUUAAGACGUGUGAACUUCUACCUGUCCCGACCGCCGAGCGCUCGGCGGUCAGAGGUGACCCGACAAGGUCGAUGUAGCCGACGUUCCCCUCACCAGCCGAGAUGAGAGUUCUUGACAUUCCUCUUUGUGCUGUUUUUACCCAACAUUAAAGUACCAAAUAUUGUUCUUGAUGCUUAUAUUGUAAUAAAAGUUUUAUUAAACUUCAAC
Messenger RNA from Stegastes partitus (bicolor damselfish), 2378 nucleotides. RefSeq names its product septin 2 (gene septin2). Lineage: Eukaryota; Metazoa; Chordata; Actinopteri; Pomacentridae. The record is from RefSeq and is a predicted model, not a curated record. The coding region runs from base 145 to 1221 and encodes 358 amino acids. Gene Ontology annotation, molecular function: GTP binding. The transcript has 13 exons. Gene Ontology annotation, biological process: cell division.